Messenger RNA from Talaromyces proteolyticus, 905 nucleotides. RefSeq lists its product as uncharacterized. The transcript has a single exon. Lineage: Eukaryota; Fungi; Ascomycota; Eurotiomycetes; Eurotiales; Trichocomaceae. The coding region runs from base 93 to 833 and encodes 246 amino acids. The record is from RefSeq and is a predicted model, not a curated record.
UUACUUAGGUACAUCUCUAUUUUUUUGCUAUUUCCCUAGCAGUCAACUGUUUCGCCCAACUCUCAGUUGCAAAAUACUAGAGUCAGACUACCAUGACUAUCCCACAUUACGGUGUCUGGGUUGGCCAGCCAACGCACUACACGCAGCAAACUGAAAAGCAAGACCCCAAAUCCCCGCACAUAUACCUCUCCUUCACAGAUGGCUCUUCCUCUUCGGGCAGAGGCCUUGAGGCCGCAAUCAACGUCAAAUCGACCGACAAAGAUACCCGUCUAGUAUUCUGGCUGGAGCGCAAUUUCUCUCAUCCAAUUACGGAGACCCUUACAGACUUGAACCAGGGCUUCCACCUGUUGGGGUCGUAUACCCACGCCAACAAUGGAAAGGAAACUCACAAUAGUCACCAUAAUAGCCAUCAUAACACCAGCCGUCACAAUAUUGAAGAGCCAACUAACCUCCAGGGACUAGAUUUCGUCCGCACCAAAGGAUUGUUGGACAUCGAGUCCGGCACUGUCCUCCCUCAUGAUAUCCCGGGACCAAACAAUGAUAUCCUUGACAAGAUGGAUCCGAUCCUCACCGAUGCCAUAAACAAGAAAGCAAAGGUGUACAUCUUCGGCUCUUCCUAUGGCUCUGGGAUUCACGACAUCCAUAUGAACCAAGGCAGUUUACCUCAGUACGAAAAUGGAAUCUAUGAGGACGGAGCUUUGCUAUUCCACUUCGAAGAUGAUGGCCACUGGGAGGCGGUAUUUCUGUCAUUUGCAUCUCAGGAGCUUCCAACCGAUGAUCAAGGGGAACCUGAGGAUGGUAGUAAAUCCUUGGCUGAGAUCCUGGGACAGUGAUCAAUUGAAAUUUCAAGCCCUAGGCCAAUGAGUCUAUAUAAUGAAAGUAUCCAGAGGCUCAUUCUAUUUGAG